CUGCUGCUGCCCUGGACAUUGAUGCUCGAGUUCAGGCCCAACUUAACAAUAUAAAACAUGUUGCGCCGCGCAUGUUGCAUGCGGUUAAAUGCAACCUUGCUCGACAGUUGCAGUAUGUUUGAAACGAACUUGUUGCAUGAAGCGAAGUAACGAAACAUGAAACGAUAUAAAGUCACUGUUACACAAAAAUAUCGAUAAAUUGUUGUAGCGAUGAUUUAAGGAAACAUUUUUUUACUGUCCCAUCUCUAGCUGAAGACAACAAAAAUAGCUAAAUGUUAUUUUUCUGAAAGUGCCACCAUAGAUCUGAUGCCAUGUCCCCGGCGUUAGACCUGGGUAACUCUGUAGAGCCGUACCACAACCUGGACAGCGGAAGCGUUGGAAAGGACACCUCACCUUGCACCUCUUCCUCACCAUCGGUCCGUCACGCAAUGGGGCAGGGAACGUCAUGGCUGCGACAAUGUCGGCGGUACAAACUUCUUGCCGUGAUCCUAAUGCUGCUAUUUUUCGUAUCCUGCCUUGCAUAUAGAAUACUUAGUUCUGAGCAGGAUGCUCCGUCCUUGGAUGUGCACCGCAGUUCCCCUCUACUGGAUGCCUAUGAAGACUUUUCUGCUAUGCGAGCCGGAGAUCUUAAAAUGCGCAUAGAGGAGUUAGUUCGAAUAAAGAGUACAGUUUCGGUGGAACUGCGAGAACUGGAGUCCCGACGCCAAAAGCUGCAGUCUGACAUCAGUCAAUACAAUCAAAAAAUCGAGGAGCUUAAACAGGAGCUAUUGCGAGAGCAAACAGAACUAGAGCGCCUUAAAAUCUCAGUGGAGCAAGCCCAGGUGGCUCAGCGGGAAGCAGUGCAACGGAAUACACCCGAUCUAGCCUUGCCGCGCUCUCUAUUGCCAAACACCUUGCCUCGAAGGAUGAGUCCUAUUUCAUGGGGCAUGGCAGCCAGCUGCGAAAUGCACAACUGCUUCAAUCAUUCUCGAUGUAGUUUGACCUCUGGCUUUCCUGUGUACCUGUACGACCCGGAUGAACAUAGCGUGCAAAAACAUGGUUAUGAUAUUGACGGUUUCUUAAAGACCACUAUUAAGCAAACAUUGGGAUACAAUGCGCAUAUUGUAAGAGACCCUAAAAUGGCGUGCAUUUAUUUGGUGCUCGUGGGUGAGGCUCUUCUGGAGCAGGAUUUGUUAAGGAACAAUCGGUACGCGGCACAGGAAGCCGAGCAGCAGGUUCCCUCCACUCCGGGUCAAGCAGACGAAUGCCCUGUGGAUAUGGAAAAAUUAUAUCGGUUGCCAUACUGGGGCGGCGAUGGACGAAACCAUGUACUGCUAAACCUUGCUCGGAGGGACCUCUCUUCACGACGCACAAAUCCGCUUCACAAGCAAAACACCAUGCGCGCCAUUGUCGUGCAGAGUGCAUUCGAACGGGAACAAUUCAGACCUGGCUAUGAUAUCAUUGUGCCGCCAAUAUUAGGUCCCCCAGGUGGAGAUGUUUGGCAGGAGUGUGCUGGGAUGGUUCCAGCUAGGCGGAAGUACCUGCUUACAUUCCAGGGUGAGUUAAGACCAAAGCAAAAAGCCUCAGUGAGGUUGGAUGAUUUUAUAAUCGAGCACCUGACGGAUAUGGCCAAUGGAGCUACGCAGGACCAGUUUGUGCUCCAAUUCCAGUGUAAUCCAGCCACGGAACAGCAAGAGGCAGACUCUGUGCCGGACUGGACACUCUGUGGCUCAGACUCUUCCCGAAAGCAACUACUGAAAGAUUCUACUUUUGUUUUGAUUCUGCCUCCUUUAAACGGAAGAGUGUCAUCUACGCUGAUGCUUGCUAGGAUUUACGAAGCUUUGCGUUCAGGAGCCAUACCAGUGAUCCUAGGAUCUGAUGAGCUUCGCCUACCAUAUGCUGAAACACUAGACUGGAGGCGGACUGCACUUCUCCUUCCUAAAGCUCGAAUCACAGAACUCCACUUCCUGCUACGCGCUGUUCAAGAUGCGGAUUUGCUUUUGCUGCGUCGCCAGGGACGGCUUAUUUGGGAGCGAUACCUCAGCUCGGUGCAGGCCACAGUCGAUACGGUUAUUGCCAGUUUGCGUGAUCGAUUGGGAAUUCCGCCAAGACCAGUUCCAUCAGUGCAGGCGCAGAGUGUUUUUAAUAGCACUUUUACACCAUUAAAAUCAGAUCCACCGGUUGGUAUUGAUACAGAACCAGAAGAGUCUCUGGGCCCUAUCGAGCCACCAUAUCCCAGCCCGGCCUUUCGACGAAAUUACACUAUCCUGCGGAUGCAAGCUAAGGAAGCCUGGAAUGACUGGGUAGACCCAUUUUACCUCUACCCUCAGUUGCCCUUCGACCCGGCUCUGCCUUCCGAAGCUAAGUUCUUGGGCUCUCACACAGGAUUCCGGCCCAUCGGAAAGGGACUUGGCGGCGCAGGUAAAGAAUUUGGAGAAGCAUUGGGCGGAAACUAUCCACGAGAGCAAUUCACGAUCGUGAUGUUAACCUACGAAAGGGAACAGGUGCUAAUGGAUUCAUUGGGCAGGUUGUACGGACUUCCCUAUUUGCACAAAGUUGUCGUGGUUUGGAACUCCCCCAAGCCGCCAUUAGACGAUCUACGUUGGCCGGAUAUCGGAGUGCCGGUAGCUGUUGUGCGAGCUCCUAGAAAUUCCCUGAACAACCGGUUUCUUCCCUUUGAUGUUAUUGAAACGGAGGCAGUGCUUUCCGUAGACGAUGAUGCACAUUUAAGGCACGAUGAGAUUCUCUUCGGAUUCCGCGUAUGGCGUGAGCACCGUGACCGGGUUGUGGGCUUUCCCGGCCGCUAUCAUGCGUGGGAUUUGGGUAAUCCGAACGGCCAGUGGCACUACAACUCCAAUUACAGCUGCGAACUAAGCAUGGUCCUGACGGGCGCUGCCUUUGUACACAAGUACUACCUGUACCUCUACACCUAUCACCUGCCUCAGGCAAUUCGCGAUAAAGUGGAUGAGUACAUGAACUGCGAGGACAUUGCAAUGAACUUUCUUGUGUCGCACAUGACGAGAAAGCCGCCUGUAAAAGUCACAUCCAGGUGGACCUUCCGCUGUCCUGGUUGCCCGGUUUCACUUAGCGAAGACGAUACGCACUUCCAGGAGCGGCAUAAGUGCAUAAACUUUUUCAGCCGCGUGUUUGGCUACACGCCGCUAUUGAACACUCAGUUCCGAGCGGACUCCAUCCUGUUCAAGACGCGCAUACCGCACGAUAAGCAAAAGUGCUUCAAGUACAUCUAGUCGUCCAAGUGAUUCCAUCCCCGUUACUAAUUUUAAUUCCGACAACGGUGACCACUACGACUUACCCUACCGUAGUGGCCAUCAGCUGAAUAUAUUCUAGAGGUAAGCACAAAGUAAACUUAUCAGGCUUGAUCCGGGUUUCACUUAAUUAUGUUUUAGGUACGUGGCAAGAUGCCUGUGCAAUUUUUUUAAAUUUAAUAUUUACUAGUUUGUAUUAAUUCUAAGUAAUGCCAUAAUCAAAUUAUUUAUUUGUUUGACUAUCAUUUUGUGUCUUAUAGUUGUUGUUUAUUAUAUUAAUUUAUUUAAUAGACAAUUUGUAAACCAAAAAAUGCUCUUAAAUAAGAAACAAAAUGUAAAAUUUCAAUAUAUGUAGAUAAGAUUUGAAAUUUGUGAACACCGGAACAUGUCCGUAUUUAUGUAUAUACUAUAGUUUGACCUUAGACCGAACCCGAUAAGCUCACAUAGCACUGCUCGCUAAAGUCUGAUCAGUUAAAUCAUAUUCUUUAAUUCCACCCUCGACUUUUUGCAAUGAAAUUUUUUAAAGUGGAGUUGAAAAUAUAGACUGUAAGCUACACCAAACCAAUUUGCAAUACUUUUAAUCAUGGUUUGUUUUUAGGCUAAGUUUUUUUUCAAUUUUUACUUUGUAUAUAACGCGGAAUAAAAAAGAAUUUUGUAUCGUCAUGAAUUGGAACUUUGAAAUUAUUGUGAUGAGCUCUUUUCCAUAUUUGUCAGUUAAAUUACCUUUAACCAUAUUUCAUUGUGAGCAAUACAUGGCUGGCUCUUGGAUAGAAUGACAGAAGGGUUCUGAGACCGUCCUUUUGAGCACACCUCGCGGCCGAGAAUUAUGCUGCAUCUAGUACCAUGAAGUCCUAGAAAAUGAACAAUUCCGAAGAAGCUCCCAUGGGCCGAUUCCUACAAUGUGAGCUGAAGCGGUGGUCAGUCUAACGCUGAACUUAGACAAUAGAGACGUCCGCACUCUGGUUUAGACCACGGGUAUUUUAUAUUUAUAAGUAUAAAUUAUUUGGAAUGCUGAAUACUCAGUACAGGAUUAAAGACACACAUGCGGUAAACGA
Messenger RNA from Drosophila ananassae, 4300 nucleotides. RefSeq names its product exostosin-3 (gene botv). Bases 312 to 3227 code for a protein of 971 amino acids. The transcript has 3 exons. The record is from RefSeq and is a predicted model, not a curated record. Lineage: Eukaryota; Metazoa; Arthropoda; Insecta; Diptera; Drosophilidae. Gene Ontology annotation, cellular component: membrane. Gene Ontology annotation, molecular function: glycosyltransferase activity.